Molecule: messenger RNA, 1436 nt
Organism: Podarcis raffonei (Aeolian wall lizard)
Lineage: Eukaryota; Metazoa; Chordata; Lepidosauria; Squamata; Lacertidae
Gene: CCSAP
Product: centriole, cilia and spindle associated protein
Exons: 3
Coding region: 406-1209 (267 amino acids)
Biological process (GO): regulation of mitotic spindle assembly
Cellular component (GO): cytoskeleton; spindle; axoneme
Molecular function (GO): microtubule binding
Source: RefSeq, a predicted model, not a curated record
ACCACUGCAGAGACGAAAACCAACAACCGGGCAGGUUCAGAGAAACUCCCGAGUCCACUCCCGCCUCCAGGGAUAAGGACAGCCGGAGCCCGAGGCUUCCUGCCGCUUCUCCCCAGCCUCCCCACCCGCUAAGCUCAAGACGUCCCCUCGGGCUCGGCGGCGAGGGACCUCCUUCGAAUGUUUCCCCGGAGCCUCGAAGGCUCGCUCGUGACGUAACCGCAGGACGCCCUCCUCCUCGCGCGCCGAUUGGCUGAAGCGCGCGGAGGCGGUUGCCGAACGUCGCUGUUUGUGUUUGAACGUUCCAGCGGGAGGGUGGGGCGAGGAGGGCUCCGUCGGGCAGGCGGCCGAUUCGCUGCUUGAGCAGGGCGACCCUCCGCCCCCCCCCCGGCUGGACGGCGCGGCGCGAUGGUGCCGUCUCGGUGCGUGAAGAGCGAGUACAUGAAGCGCUUCAAGGAGCCCAAGUGGGAGGCGUGCGGCCCCUGCUACCAGGAGCUGCUGCGCUACCGCCUGAGCCGGCGCCUUUUGGAGCAGGCGCACCGGCCCUGGUUUUGGGACGGCUGGGAGCAGGACAGCAGCCAGAGCGGCGGUGGUAGCGGAGGCUCCCCGUCGCCCCCGGGCACGUCCAGCCCGCCGGGUGGCCAGCAAGGAGAAGAAGCAGCGGCGCCUGGCGAAUCUGGCCUGGGCGGGGCGGCGGCAGCAGCGGGGGACGCCGACAGAUCCUGCCCCGAGGAGCCCUUGCGCGGGUCGGAGGAUGAAGACCAAGAGAAAACCGAGGAGAAAACCGAAGUUGAGAGUGGAGGCAAAAAGUCUGCCCCCAAAGGAGCUGGCGGGUCAGCAAGUUGCCCCCAAGGGCAGCCUUUGAGUCGUGGUGCUUUGGGCAGCCGGGGUGACAGAAGACGGGUGAAGAGUCCUCAAAGGAUUCAUGCGGCAAAGGGGCUGAAACACCCAUUUGCCUUGUAUGGCUGGGGAGAAAAACAGACUGAUACUGGGAGCCAGAGAACACACAAUGUCUGUGCAUCCGCUUCUGUGAAUGAAAUCCACGAGUCAGCACUGAGAGCGAAGAACAGAAGGCAAGUGGAAAAAAGGAAGCUGUCUCAGAGGCGGAUUCAUUCAGCGGAAGUAGAACAAGCCUGGAGAGCAAAAUCUGCUGCCCCAGACAACCCCUGGGUGACGGAAUACAUGAGGUGUUACUCAGGACGAGCACGGUGAUUCAACAUUUGGCUGGACCUGUCUUUUUUUAAAUUCAGAAAUAGUGUACGAAAGCAACGGGUGAAGAAUUCCAAACUCCUUAUGCAAGAUUUUUAACAAAAGGAUUUUUCCAGCAGUUUGAUAUACUUGUUUAUAUUUUGGCUACUUAUCCCUGCAGGAGAGGGAAUAAUUGAUUCCAUACUGGUGGGAACUAUGCUUAGCAGUAUAGCUUCUUUACAGAUUUUUUU